Diutina rugosa is the source of this 8925-nucleotide messenger RNA. It is a transcript of the gene VPS13, whose product is annotated as membrane morphogenesis protein. The transcript has a single exon. Lineage: Eukaryota; Fungi; Ascomycota; Pichiomycetes; Serinales; Debaryomycetaceae. The coding region runs from base 1 to 8925 and encodes 2974 amino acids. Gene Ontology annotation, biological process: protein targeting to vacuole; mitochondrion organization; late endosome to vacuole transport. Gene Ontology annotation, cellular component: extrinsic component of membrane. The record is from RefSeq and is a predicted model, not a curated record.
AUGUUUGAGCUGUUGGUGGCAAACUUGCUCAACCGGGUGCUCGGGCUGUAUGUCGAGAACUUCGACCUGCGGCAGCUCAACAUCGGCAUCUGGCUGGGGGCGGUCACCCUCAAGCACCUCCAGCUUAAGCGCGAGCUGUUGGACCAAUUGGGCCUCCCCGUCGACGUCGUGUUUGGCGAGCUCGAGGAGUUGCUGCUUGUCAUUCCCUGGCUGAACUUGAAGCUGAAACCCGUCCAGAUCAGCGUCAAUGGCCUCUAUCUUCUUGCCGUCCCCACCGCCACCAAAGCCUACGACGAGGCCGAGGCGAGACGCAGAGAACUCGCCGUCAAACGACAGAAAAUCGACCAAUUGGACGUGUUGGAACAGGACCAAACCACCACCACCAAUAACAACGAGGACGGCGGCGGGUUUGCCGCACUGCUUAUCACCAAGAUCAUCGAUAACCUCCAGAUCACGAUUAAGAAUAUUUACUUGCGGUAUGAAGAUACUGAAGGUCAAGGGUUAGCCGAAGACCCUUACGCAUUCGGGGUGCUGCUUGCUGAGCUCUCGGCGGUGCUGACGGAUGAGCUGUGGACCCCUCUGUUCAUCGCUAUCACUCGGGAAUUUACCCGCAAAUUGCUUACCCUUAGCCAGCUUAGUUGCUACAUGGAUACUGGUGCUGAGCUGGUACUUCUGGAUCUGGCCGACGUCACUAAGUCCAAAUUCACCGAUAGUGACGACCGCCAGUAUUUGCUUAAACCGGUGCUGGGCCAAGGUAAACUCACCGUACACAAGGGCGGCGCCACUGCCACUGUACCCCACAUCGAUGCCGACGUCGACUUUGAAGAGUUUGGCCUUACAUUGGAUGAUCGCCAGUAUCACGACAUAUUAUGGACGGUGCUGAAAUUUGAGUGGUACCAACGCACACUGAAGUACCGCAAGUUUAGACCCCAGACGAAAGUCAGUGAUGACCCUAAAGGUUGGUUCCAGUACGCUGCUAAAGCGGUACUUGAUGAGAUUCACACCCGUAACAAUCAGUGGACAUGGGCCCAUUUCAAGAAGCGGAGAGAUCAGCGGCAGUCAUACAUUGAAAAGUAUAUCGCCAAACUCUGUGGUGAACCUGUACAAGGUCUCGAGGAGCUUGAAGACGAUCUCCUGCUUGACGACAUCAAGUGGUACCGGUCAUUAGCUCGCGAUGAGAUGAAGCGCACGGGGAAGAAACCCAAGCCUCCCACAGAAAACCAGCAGCAGCAGCUGAAAGGAUGGUUUGGCGGCUGGUUUGGUGGCAGCGCCCCCUCAAAUACCCAGGUUCCCGGUGAAUUUGGCCUCACAGACGAACAAAGAGACGCGUUGUACGAUACCAUCGACUAUAAACAGGAUGUCACUCCCUACGGUGGCGACGACGACUGGAUCAAGUGGGUAUUAGCAGCUAACUUGACUCGAGGCGGCAUUGCCAUUUCCCGAGAGGCCAUGAUAGGCGAGAUGGUGUUCGAAGGGUGUCUGAUCAACGUGCUGCUGCUGGAGGCCACCACCAAAGCUAAGUUCGAUUUGCAUGAGUUUAGAGUUGAGGACGGCACGGGAACGCUGAUCUACCGCCACAUCGUUCUGGUACACGAUGUCCAGGAUGGGGCUGAGUGUGAAGUGGACGAGGACCCUUUUCUCUCCGUGAGCUACGCCUCCAACCCUAAGGCCGUUGGCUGUGACUUAAAGCUGAUGACAAUCUUUUACAAUCCUCAGUUCAUCGACGAGAUCAUCAAGUUUUUCACUCCUCCAAAGAUCCACUUAGAUACCAUUGGCGCCAUCAUGAGUGCUGCUCGUGACGGUGGUGGCGAAUUGCUCAAUCAAAUGACUCGUAUUGGGCUCGAGUACGCGUUGGACGAACACGAAACCGUCAAUGUGGCAUUGGACUUACAGGCGCCGCUCAUCAUUUGUCCCUUGGACCCGCUGCUGUACGACCUGGCGGUAGCUAUCAUCGAUGCUGGUCAUUUACGAGUGACGCUGGUUCCUGGUGAUAAAGACAAACUUGAGGAGAUUCGUGGUAAGAAGGAUUAUGGCGACGCUGAUUGGAAUGCUCUCAAGAAACUCAUGUACGACCGGUACCGCUUAGAGCUUACUGACGCUCAAUUCUGUGUCGGCCCCGAUAUUCGCCAGACCAUGGCUACUCUUCACCAGCCAGGCCCUAACCCUAGUGCCAUUCUUGAACGGUUCGACUUGAAUCUUGGUCUUGGAGUGCUGAUUCUACCUGAAGCUCCUCAGUUGGCUAAAGUGACUUUAGAUGGGGAGAUUCAACAAAUCAAGUUGACGAUGAACGACUGGCAGUAUAAGACGUUGAUGGAGAUCAUUGAUCGGGCUAUCCCCGCUGACGAUGAUUUACUGGCUAAGAAGGCUGCUGCUGUUGCUAUCAAAGACGAGACCAAUAAUAGCAAUGCUAAUGGGAGUGACUCCAAGGCUGUCAGCUCGUAUCAAGUGGACAAAAACCAGCACGUGUUUGAGCUCUCGCUUGUGGCCCACGACAUCGAGAUCCAGUUAGGCCGCUGUACCGACCCGGCAACGAUGCUGGCCAUUGACUUUGCCGACUUGAUUGGGAAGGACUUGAAAGUGAACAUUUGGAAUCUGGCGGCCCAAAUCCACGUUGAUGUCAACCUCCAAAAUCUCAAGGCCCACCAGGGGAAAACCACGUUGAUUCUGGGGCUUGUGGAUGCUAACAACACUGACCCUCUUCUCGUGGUUGACUACAACAGAAUCCUUAGAAUUGCUCCCUGGCAGGGACGCGACAUUGAUGUGUGGGAUCAGAAUAUUGAGGUAGAUAUUUCUGUUGUGCAAUUUGUGGUGCUUCGAGCGGCGUGGCUUCUGGUGCUUAACUUCAUCCAAAAUACCUUUGUUAACCCCAAUGCUCCUCCAUUACCAUCGGAUGAGUUAGCACAUAAUCUGGUGGACGAUGAAGAAGCCGCCCCUGCCAAGAUCAAUCUUUCGGUGAACUUCAAUCGCAUUUUGACAGACUUCGUUGAAGAUACUGGUGGCGUGGUAGGCUCCCUUAAAUUGCUGAGAGCUGCUAUCCAAAUGCUUAUUCUCCCUGAAGCGCUGAAAAUGAAGGGUAAUUUGGGUAAGCUUGUAUUGGAAGAAGGAGAACACCUGCGAGAACUUCUUUCGAUGGACGACGAGAAUCUUGUCGAGUUCCGCUACGAACUGUUCGACCCUACCACCAAUAAGCGUGAUUAUAUUGCUGAUCUUGAGGUGAAAACGGGAGCAAUUCUGGUGAUGUUUAUUGAACUGCUGUUGGUGGCAUUAACCACUUACUUCGCUCAAUUUGGUCGCAUGAAGGAAGUGUACGAUAAAGCUAGAGAUAAUGUACCUAAGCCUGAAGGUGAUCUCAAGUUUGAUAUUGUUGUCAACGCUCCUACAGUGGUAUUCCCAAAAUUGCGCGAUCUGGCUACUGUCAAAUUAGGGCAGUUUUAUGCUAAGAACCGGUUUGAAGAUGGUCACAAUUUGAUCAAUGCUGGUGUACGCGAUUCCCUGGUUUCCACUCACUUUGUGUUUGAACAGUGUACUCAAAAUUUGAUGGUGUUGGAAAACUUGGACAUCGCCUUUGAUGUUGACUACCACCCUUCAGGAAUUGUCAUUAAGGGUACUACACCCGGUAUUGAUUUGACGCUUACGGAACUCCAAGCCCGUUAUUUCUACUACAUUUCUCAAGCUGUGCAACAAGUGAUUGGUGACGAAGUGGCGGUGGCCCCAAUUCUGGCAGAGGAGAUUGAGUUUGAAGCUGCCAAUGCUCGUGCAGUGGGUGGUACUGAACCUGCGCCGAUCUCAGAAGUGAUCCCAGAAGAAACUGCUACUGAUGUCGCCAAGGAUGAAGACCCUAAACCCACUCCCUACUCGGUGAUUUUAAGCAUCCCUAAGGCUCUGCUUUCGCUUUACGAUAACACUGAGGCUCAAGAACUGAUCCAGCUGUGUCACCUUGGUGCCAUUUCGUUUACCGAGUUCUCCACAGAGGUCAAUCUGAAGGAUGGUAUUGAUUGGCAGAGUCACAUCACCGUGAAGCUGUUCCUGAUCAAGGAUACGAGAAAGGGCCCCUCUUGUUUCACCGAAAUUAUUCCUCCCACCAUUGGCGAUGAUAAGGACCAAUUUCUGGUGCAAGUGGCUAAAGAAGGUCGCCAGCUUACAGUGAUUUCGACUGUGGACCAACCUAAGCUUAUCAUAUCAUUGGAGUGGGUGUUUGCGAUUCAGAAAUGGUACCAAAAGACCUCGGAAACUCACCGCAUUGAUGGCGGUAGACGUCGCAGUUCUGCUCCUCGUCGUCUUAGUACUCAACUGGAUCGCCGUCAAAGUGUUUUGGGCGGAGCUCAACGAAGACCGCUGAUGACUGCGGCCCACCCGCCGAGUCUCCAGGCUGUUCCACACCAGCAAAAGCCUCACGAAGAACCUCCCACGAUUGUUGGCCUCAAUAUUAAUGUGCUUUUACCACAAAUUGUUCUCUUAGCUGACCCUACUAAGACUAAUCUGUUAGCCUUAGUCUUUAAAGUGGAACAGUUGCUCGUUACUCAGCAACAUACACUUAACGUGGCCGCCAACAAUAUUGGGCUCUACUUGGCGCUGAUGGACCAGCCUGAUAACAUGAACUACCGCAUCAUCGAUGACUUCCUGGCGCUGUUCAGCUACAACCAGGGCCAACUGAAUGCCUCGCAUUUGAUGACAAACAUGCACUUACUGGUGGACCCGAUGCUUAUCAAAGUGUCGGUGAAGGAUAUUCGUCUUGCGAUGACGGUCUUGGAAAGUGCGCGGGCAAUGAUGGACGAUGGCAGCGGUGCUCUGACUGCCGAAGCAGCUGACGAUGAAUCGGUAACGGGGUCUGAGCUGGAUGUAGCUACUAUCAUUACCAAUUUGCUUCCUGACAACAACAGUGACAAGGUGGUGAUCAACGGCGAGGAGGUGACGGCUCUGUUUGGCGGUAUCCGCUUCCUCUUGAUUGGUGAUGUCCACGAAUUACCAGUAAUCGACGGUCACAUUGAAUCGUUUGAAGCGAAGGCCACCAACUGGCUGCUGAACUUAGCCGCGGAAGCUCACCUCAAGCUGUGUAUUAAUGUGCUUAACUACUCGCAGCUGCUGUGGGAGCCGCUCAUUGAGCCGUGGUCGCUUGGAGUAUACUUGACGCGGCCGGAACACACGUUGCUUGUCGACGUGGUGCUGCGUAAUACCGCGGAAGUGACGGUGACUCUGAGAACUGUGGCGCUUUUGUCGCAAAUCCAGCUGUUGAUUACUAAUGUCGAUGAACCAUUGAAGCCUAGAGGUGAAGAUAAGCCAUAUUUGUUGGUCAACCAUACCGGUGAUCCCAUUACCGUCAAGGGGGCUGACAAAGAGCUUACUGUUGAACCAUGGGCGGAGGAGCAGUGGGCGUUUGAAGAUUGGAUUGAGGUACGGCAGCAGACGCCACAGAGACUGAUUAAUCCUGAAUUGGAAGUUAAGUUUGGUGACUUCGAAGAGUUGACCGUCUCCUUACGGGGUGAAGGGAAUGAUAUCUAUACCCUUGAGCCUGAACGGGACGGCACUCAUCUGAGACUCGUAUGUGAGCUUGCCUUGCGUCCUGAUAACGUCAAGAAGGUCAUUUUCCACAGUACGAUAACCAUCACCAACGCUCUGGAUCGGGGCCUUAAAGUGUUAUGCGAUGGCCACGAAGUGUCUUUGCCGUCAUCCGAACAAAUUUCAAUCCCUAUUUCUCUCGUCAAGCUGGGGCUGUGGCAGAUCGCUCCUGAUGAUGAUAACUACCGGUACCUGAGCACCAAUCUUCUGUGGACUACACUUAAAGAAAAUACUCAGCAGGUUAUUGAGUGUGACCCCAUCUCGUCAGACCACCAGCCGAUGUAUUUCUUUGUCGAUGCCAAGUACGACCCCAUGGAACCGUUGGCACAAGUGUACCCUCACAUGUCGAUCAUCGUAUCUCUGCCACUUGAGGUAGAAAACUUGUUACCGGUGUCUUGCAAGUACACUCUCUAUGACAAGUCUACUGGUCAGUCAUGGAAGGGAUCUAUUGACAAGGGCAAGAUUGGCUAUUUUGAUGUCGCCAAUACCAAAACGGCUAAAUUAUGGUUAUCUGUGGAACCUCAAGAUUACCCUGAGCUGGAGUUUGUCGCUGUUGGUGACCACGAUGCUCGUAUGGGAAUCAACGUUGAUGGUAAUCGUUUGGAUCUUGGGUUGCACCACCACGAUACUGCUAACAUGAAGGUGUCGGUGUAUGCUCCCUACGUCAUUCUUAACCAAACGAUGGUUGAUCUUGAAAUCAGUGAUAGCCAGGCCACUUCUUUGUUCAUCCUGGCCUGGCGUCGCGAACUGCCGCUUUUAUACAGCUACCCCAACGGUGGCGAUAAUAAAUCUCGUUCGAUAAUUCGGGCGGGAGAUACGGCGUGGACGGAACCGAUUUCGUUCGAACUGGCGGGUCAGGCAGUGGUGGCCACCGCUCGUGUCCAAGGAAAACAACUGGAGCGUAAUUUCGCUGUCUCUGUUGACUACGGUUUAGGGAUCUAUCAUCACACCAAGGUGGUGACAAUCACUCCGAGAUACGUGGUGUGCAGUCGCUACCCUGAACCACUUCAGCUCAUGGAACAAGGACGAGUCAAUCUGUCGACAAUCAUGCCCAAUCAAGAGUGGCCCCUCUACCACUUGCAUUGCUCGAUGACGAAGCUCAUCCUGCUUUCGUUGGCUAAUCAACAGUGGCUGCUGCCGUUUGCUCUCGACGAUGUAGGGCAAUUUACCGUGAAAGUUGUUCAUCCUGGGAACUACCAAGUGCUCGUUAAGGUGACAUCUCGUGUUGAAGGGGCUACCAUGUUCAUCACUCUUGAGCCGCUGACGUUGUGGCCGUUUUCGUUCCGCAACUACACCGACUACACCUUCUACUUGUACCAAACCAACCCCAACACCAAUGAGAACGGGGAGGUGGUGAAGAAUGAUACCGUAUACAAGCCAAUCUACUAUAAGCUUCCUCCGAAGCUGGUGAUGCCAUACGCGUACGACUACCCUAAUGCCAUCAUUAAGGAAGUGGCGGUGCGCUCAGGUGACCACGAACGGCUGGUUAACUUAUCCGAAAUUGGACCGUUGUCUCCGUUCCGUUUGGGCGAUGACAGCGUCGACAUGGACGUGAUUGCUGAUGGACCCACGACAACAUUCUCCAUCAGACCACCACAAGACCGCAACCUUGAAGAUGAAGACAAACAAGAUGAGGAGCUGACAAUGAUUAAAGUGGUGGCUAAAUUUGAAGGGGUGGGCAUUUCAUUGAUUAACCUGUACCGAGCGCAAGAGAUUUGCUACAUCACCUAUAAGGGGCUUGAGCUUCGCUACAAUGAGCUGGACCGUUUGCAAACGUUCAGUGUCAAGCUCAAAUGGAUCCAAGUGGAUAAUCAGUUGUACGGGGGCGUGUUCCCCAUUGUGGUGUACCCUCUGGUGAUUCCCAAACUGGGUCGCGAAAUCAACCAACACCCCCUGCUUUCAGGGCUGAUUUCGAGAGUGAAAGAUCUGCCAGAACUGGACGUGGUGCUGGGGGUCACCUUUAUUAAGUAUGCUACGAUUCUCCUUCAAGAGUUGCUGAUUGAGAUCGAUGAAGAUUUCUUGAUGGCCCUCCUUGACUUUGCCAAGGUUCCAGGCGCUCUGUGGUCUAACCAAGAGGCAAUUGAGCUGUGGGGUCCUCGGCCUCCUCUCCCCAAACCCAAGGACUUGGGGUCGCUGCUGCUUGACGUUUACUUCGAGGCGUUGCACUUACAACCAGUACAACUCAACUUAUCGUUCAUGCGUACUGAAAGAGUAAACACCGAAGGCGACGACGACACUGCUGCCCAUACUACGUCUACGCUUAUGUUCUUGUUCAACGUGUUGACUAUGGCGGUGGGUAAUGUCAAUGAUGCUCCCAUCAAGCUUAACGCUCUCUUCAUUGAAAACUUGAGACUGCUGCCAGCGCUUUUGACAGAUCUGAUCUCCAAUCACUACGCCCAACUGUUCUUCUACCAAGUGCACAAGAUCUUGGGUAGUGCUGACUUUUUGGGUAACCCUGUGGGUCUUUUCAACCAGUUGCUGCUGGGGGUGAUGGAUAUCUUUUACGAACCGUACCAAGGGUUUAUUGUUAACGAUAGACCUCAAGAAAUCGGUAUUGGCUUAGCUAAAGGUGGGUUGCUGUUCAUGAAGAAACUGGUGUACGGGAUCUCUGAUUCGGUGGCUAAAGUCACUGGUUCCAUCGCUAAGGGUUUACUGGCGGCUACUAUGGAUAGCGACUUCCAGGAACUGCGCCGCAAAUACUUGAGACGCAAUCGUCCCAAACACGCGUUGUAUGGGUUUGGUCUGGGUGUGGAACUGUUGUUUGACCUGGUGAGUCUGGGUCUUGCCGGUAUCGCCACUGCUCCGAUUGAAGGCGCUGAAAGAGAGGGUGCUGUUGGUUUCUUCAAAGGUAUCGGCAAGGGCAUGAUCGGUUUACCCACUAAGACAGCCAUUGGUGUGUUUGAUUUUGCUCUGAAUUUCAGUGAAGGCAUUCGUAACACCACCACCGUUUUUGAAAGUGAAGGGCUUGAUAAAGUGAGAAUGCCCCGUUACAUUGCUCCCAAUGCUCCUGUCGCCCCCUUCUCUCCUGGUCAAGCACAGGGUCAAUACUGGCUCAAAAACAUCGAUCUGGGGUCAUACAUUUCCCUGGUCUAUGUCGCUCACUUGACACUCACUGGCACUGAUAUGUGUGUGCUUGUCACCUACAGCGAGAUCAUCGUGUUUGACAUGAGUACUUUACAACUGAAAAAGGACGUGCUGUACGACCGGUUGACGGAGGUACUGAAGGAACACCUGGGCAUUGACCUCAAACUGCAAGGAAGAAGCGAACUUUUUGUUCCCGUCAGUGAUAAGGGUUUGAGAGAUUGGCUUUACGGCAAAAUUGGCAUGGCCGUCGCUGACUACAACACGAAGUUCCGCGUAGAGCCUUAA